GCACAGAAUGACUUCCAAGUCAACUGAGGUCUCUUGAGGCUUCUCUGAUACUACCAUUGUUGGUAGUUGCACGUGAUUUAGCUUUGCUUAAAUUGGACCUCAACUGAAUUAUGUAUUUACCUCUUACACAUAAUCCAAGAACCAUGUUCCUUAUGGAGCAGUUUGUUCCGAUCACUAGAAAGCUAAUCCAUCACAAAUGCUGUUGUUUAAAAUAUAUAUAUUUUUUCCCUCCUAGUGACAAUGCUUUUCUUCUGACACCAGAGCUCUCUCCACGGAAGCUGAGAGGCCUGCCUUUUGAAAAAGCAGCAGGAUGCCAUUAUCAUGGGCUGGAAUACUGUCUUGAUAACAGGAAAGCUUUAGAGAGAGAUGUGGGAUAUGCUGAACUUCAAACUCGUCUUAUUCGUUAUGAAACACAGACCACCUGCACAAAAGAGUGCUGUCCUGUACCAUGCGUCUUGAGCCCUCUUCCAUCUCCUGCAGUAUUGUCAGAGCCUGGUAGCGUGCCUGAUGGGGAAGCUUUACAAAGUGAGUUCAGAACAGAAACAUCAAGGCUAAAACGCAGAUCAAAAGACUUGGAUUGCUUUUAUCCCAACAAAAGACUAACAAAAUCUGAAAGCACAGAUUCUGUCCUGUCUCAGGCAAGUGGAAGUAGUGGGAGUCACCAUUCCAUUGCUGUCACAAGACAAUCCUCAGAAAGAUCAAGAUCUCUAACUUCUGUGCCUGUUAAGCAACCAAGUAAUCAACCUCAAAAAGUAUCCAUGAAGGCUGGCUCAACAAGUCAGAGAAGUUCGCAAGAGUCAGAAACUUCAAAGCCAGUGAAAGAAUCAAGAUCUCAGAAACAUACACGGAUGCUGAAGGAGGUGGUUGCUAAAACACUUCAGAAACGCGGCAUUGCAGAGGACCACGAAUGCUUUGCAUCCUGCAGCCAGCGUCUGUUUGAGAUAUCCAAGUUCUACUUAAAGUGCUCUCUCUCACUUUCUGUGGAGUGCACAGCAGUCCUGCCCUUUUUUCACCUGGCAGCAUUGUAUGAAAUCACAUCACCCAGGUUUUUACGAAAAGAUGAAGUAUUUUUUCAGAAGAACCAAAGUGAUUUGUAAGUCAGUGGCUCUUUAAGAUAAACACUUGAAAACCUUAGAGCUGUAAGGAAUCAAAGAAUAAGGGGCAAACCCAGCUCAUAGGAGAUAGAGAAGAGUUGAUGAGAGAAGAUGGCAUCAGAUCCGUUUCCUUGUGGGAUACUGAAAGGAAGGAAAAGGGAUGGAGAGCUUAAAUCUGACGUUUGAGAUGAGAGAGAGAAACCUGCUGCCUUUGGCCUUCCAAAGGCCUGCUUGUCUGAGGUCACCACCAGACUUUCCCCUAUGGUACUAACUGGUGCAGCCCUCACCUGAAACUUGCGGGAACUUUUCAAAUCCAGCUCUAUACUGCACUGUAGGGUAGUGCUAAUGUUGUGGUAUUAUGAGCUCCCCAGAGAUGGGUUGCAUCCCUUAAAGGGGGCAGAAUGUAUGCAAUAGAUUGCUUUUCCCUUCCUACUACUUUUUAUCUAUUCAUUACUUCCCAUGAGCUUUGACUGCGGAGGGAUAAGACUCCAUCAGAACAUCUCUGCCCUGAUGAGGUGAUUUCUCCCUUCUGAUUUCCACCCCUGCUUACCAACUUAGCUCCUUCAUUAAAUUUAUUUCUGAGUCCUGCUCUUUGUUAAAGGCUGUGUCAUACACCCUUUGGUAUAUAGGCUUUUCCAUUUUUAGAGUUGUUAGAGUUUUGAGCAUCCUAUAGUGGAUCUGCUACUUUGAAAAACCAUAUAGGGAGCAGGAAGGGACUAAAACUAUGAAACCUCAGUGACAAGUUUGGGCAAUCUCUGGUCACUACAGGAGAGGCAUAAACCAGUUUUAAUGGAUUUGGAGUGAGGACAGAUAUCUGGUUAACCCAUUUUCUUAGGUGAGGGAGUCCUAGCUGGUCCUCCAUUAGGAGUACAAUGGGGCAAAUCCCUGCAAGUAACCUAGUGUCAUAGAGUAGGUUAUGGAGUUGGUAUGUCGGUGUUCGCAGCCCUCUUGGUUUCAUUCUUUACAA
Messenger RNA from Alligator sinensis (Chinese alligator), 2061 nucleotides. RefSeq names its product mdm2-binding protein. Gene Ontology annotation, cellular component: kinetochore. The record is from RefSeq and is a predicted model, not a curated record. NCBI's taxonomy places the organism in Eukaryota, Metazoa, Chordata, Crocodylia, Alligatoridae. The coding region runs from base 111 to 1097 and encodes 328 amino acids. Gene Ontology annotation, biological process: protein localization to kinetochore; traversing start control point of mitotic cell cycle; regulation of protein ubiquitination. The transcript has 5 exons.